UCGAGCCCCGCCAAGAUGGCUGCCCCCGCGGUGAGGGCUGCGCGAGGCUGGUCCGGCCUGGCGCUGGGCGUGCGGAGCGCUGUCCUGCGGCUUCCGGGGCUAACCCAAGUGAGGUGGAGCCGCUAUGGUCCCGAAUACAGGGACCCCCAGAUUGACAAGGAAUAUUACCGCAAGCCCUUGGCUGAGCUGAAGGAGGAGGAGAAGUAUGAGCGCGAGCUCAAAAAGACUCAGCUCAUCAAAGCUGCCCCAGCGACCAAAGCAAGUUCUGUGUUUGAAGAUCCAGUGAUCAGUAAAUUCACCAACAUGAUGAUGAAAGGAGGAAACAAAGUGCUGGCCCGCUCCCUCAUGACACAGACUCUGGAAGCUGUGAAGCGGAAGCAGUUUGAGAAGUACCAUGCUGCCUCUGCGGAUGUACGGGCAACCAUCGAACGCAACCCUUACACCAUCUUCCACCAAGCUCUGAAAAACUGUGAGCCAGUGAUUGGGCUGGUACCUAUCCUCAAGGGUGGCCAUUUCUAUCAGGUCCCCGUGCCUCUGGCUGACCGGCGCCGCCGCUUCCUGGCCAUGAAGUGGAUGAUCACUGAGUGUAGGGAGAAGAAGCACCGGCGGAUGUUGAUGCCAGAGAAGCUGUCCCAGGAGCUAAUAGAGGCUUUUCACAACCGGGGUCCUGUGGUCAAGAGGAAGCACGACAUGCACAAGAUGGCUGAGGCCAACCGGGCCCUGGCCCACUACCGCUGGUGGUAGGGGAGGGUGGCGCUCUGGGAGGGUCCAGGGCCCCAGAGGACACCAUGGGCGCUCUGCCCCGAUGCACAGUACCUGGGGGCCAAGGGUGACGUUCCGUUGUCCGGAGGACUGCCUGCCCUGGAGCAACAUUUGCUCGUUAGUUCUUUCUUUGGGGACUGAAAUCGCUUUCGCGCCCCAUCUCCCUGCACAAAGGGAACCUAGCAACUGGGGUUUCCCCCAAGAACCUUGGGGCCCACUCAGUCUUCUCUUCCCUUGGCUUGGGAUAGACCUUGGGGUGACAGGCAAGGAAGUUGUUUUAGUAACAAAUGGUUUAUUAGAAAAUCUCACCCCGAGCGGGUGUGGCACUGACGUGGCUGCCAUUCAUUAAAACUGACGAGAUCACAGGCUUGCUUCCAAGGUGGUUCUUGUACAAA
Molecule: messenger RNA, 1157 nt
Organism: Talpa occidentalis (Iberian mole)
Lineage: Eukaryota; Metazoa; Chordata; Mammalia; Eulipotyphla; Talpidae
Gene: MRPS7
Product: mitochondrial ribosomal protein S7
Exons: 5
Coding region: 16-744 (242 amino acids)
Biological process (GO): ribosomal small subunit assembly; translation
Cellular component (GO): ribosome
Molecular function (GO): structural constituent of ribosome; mRNA binding; rRNA binding
Source: RefSeq, a predicted model, not a curated record